AUGUUAGACAACGAUCAAUUGAAAAAGAUUAGUGGCAAAUUCGACAAACUUAUCACCAAUGUCACCAAGAGUUCAGGUAGAAAACAACCCAAGGUCCCGGGUGUAGUGGUUGGACUCACUAAUGAAAAAUCGACAGUUUAUUAUGACUUCAAAGGUGUAUUAGAUUUAAAGACUAAAGAACCAGUAACUAAAGAUACAGUAUUUUGCUAUUAUUCUUGUACCAAAGCAAUUACUGCCCUAGGUUUAUUGACCUUAGUAGAUCAAGGAAAGGUCAAUUUUGACGAUGAAGUUCGUAAAUUCUUACCUGAUAUCGAAAAGAUCUGGAUAGUUGACAAAGGUACGGUGGAUGAGAAAACAGGUGAAUUUUUGAAACCUCCAAGAGAACCCAAAACUAAGGUUACAAUCAAACAUUUGUUGACUCAAACAGCUGGAUUCUCAUACCCCUUUUUGAAUCAAGAGUAUGGGUAUUUAGCAUUUAAAAAGAACCCCAAUUUACAUUCAGGAAACCCCACAAAAGAGUUAUUUUCCAUCGAUAAAAUGCCUUUGAUAAGCGAACCGGGAGCUAGGUUCACUUAUGGCCAUAGUAUUGACUGGGUGGGUUUAGUGAUUGAAAACAUUACUGGUGAAAAGUUGGGUGAAUAUUUGAAAAGAGCUGUAUUUGACAAGAUUGGUAUGAAGUCUUGUACCUUUCAUAUGAAAACCACAGAAAAUUUGAUUAUCGUUCAGAGAAGAACCCGUAGUGGAGAAUUGGUAAACUAUUCCAAAUCAUUAAUUUUGGAUCCUAAAAUCGAUAUGGGAGGUCAAGGAUGUUUUGGAACAGUGGAGGAUUAUUUAAAAUUCAUUAGAAUGUGGUUGAAUUAUGGAUUUUCUCCUGAUUCUCAAGUUCAAAUUGUGAAUUCUGAUUUGGCUAAAUAUGCUUUGAAGAAUCAUUUACCUGAUGGAAUGACAGUUACUUUGGAUAUCCCCGGGUUGCCUGAUCUUCCUGACGGAUUUUCAUUCUGCGGAAUGGCAGUAACAGGAGAAGAUAUUGCCACGGGAAGACCCAAAGGAACUCUUUAUUGGAGUGGAUUAGCUAAUUUAUACUACUGGAUUGACUUUGACAAUCAAAUUGGUGGGUUUUGGGGAUCCCAAGUGUUACCAAUGGCUGAUCCACAAUCUUUAUUGGGAUAUUUUAGAAUGGAACUGGCGGUUUACGACGUCAUCAACGGUGAGGAUGACAACGACGACGAAGACGAAGAUGACGAAGACGAAGACGAUAAUGAUCAAAGCUCUAAAUUAUGA
This is a messenger RNA of Yamadazyma jaroonii, 1281 nucleotides long. The record is from the annotation of a GenBank genome assembly. Lineage: Eukaryota; Fungi; Ascomycota; Pichiomycetes; Serinales; Debaryomycetaceae.